Molecule: messenger RNA, 4235 nt
Organism: Leopardus geoffroyi (Geoffroy's cat)
Lineage: Eukaryota; Metazoa; Chordata; Mammalia; Carnivora; Felidae
Gene: ADIPOR2
Product: adiponectin receptor 2
Exons: 8
Coding region: 350-1510 (386 amino acids)
Biological process (GO): adiponectin-activated signaling pathway
Cellular component (GO): plasma membrane
Molecular function (GO): signaling receptor activity
Source: RefSeq, a predicted model, not a curated record
CGUGGGGGCGGGAAGACGCGGCGGCGGCGGUCGCGGCGGCGCGAGCACGAUCCCAGACGCGGUAUCGCGGCGGCGGCAGCGGCGCGGCUACCCCGGGUUCGGUCCCCUCCCUCCUCCGCUCCCCCCUCCUCCCCCUCCCCUCAGCUCUGGUUCCAGAGGAGUCCGAGACGCGCGGCGAGGCGGUGACAAGCUCUGGGUGAGGGUCUCUGGAGUGUGAGCGCCGUUUCAGGGGAGAAGAGGGAGAGCCCGGGGUCGAGAAGGAGAGUCAACUCAGUAUCCAGAAAAUCCAUCCUCCCAAGAAGAAGGGACAGAAAGAAACAUCUCUUUGUAAGAAAGGCUUGAUUGUCCCAUGAACCAGACAGCAGAAAACCGAUUGGGGUGCAGCAGGACUCCAGAGCCAGAUAUAAGGCUCAGAAAAGGGCACCAACUUGAUGGUACAAGGAAAAGUGAUAAUGACAACCACCAAGGAAAUUUGGAGCCUAUUUUAGAGGCAUCUGUUCUUUCUUCGUAUCAUAAAAAAAUCUCUGAGGAACAUGAGUGCAAUGAUGAAGUUUCUCAGGAAGAUGAGGGGUUUAUGGGUAUAUCCCCUCUUUUACAAGCACAUCAUGCUAUGGAAAGAAUGGAAGAAUUUGUUUGUAAGGUAUGGGAAGGCCGAUGGCGAGUAAUCCCUCAUGAUGUACUACCAGACUGGCUCAAGGAUAACGAUUUCCUUUUACAUGGACAUCGGCCCCCAAUGCCUUCUUUCCGGGCCUGCUUUAAGAGCAUUUUCAGAAUACACACAGAGACAGGAAACAUCUGGACCCAUCUCUUGGGUUGUGUAUUCUUCCUGUGCCUGGGGAUCUUUUAUAUGUUUCGCCCAAACAUCUCCUUUGUGGCCCCUCUGCAAGAGAAGGUGGUCUUUGGAUUAUUCUUCUUGGGGGCCAUUCUCUGCCUUUCUUUUUCAUGGCUCUUCCACACAGUCUACUGCCACUCAGAAGGGGUCUCCCGGCUCUUCUCUAAACUGGAUUACUCUGGUAUUGCUCUUCUGAUUAUGGGAAGUUUUGUUCCAUGGCUUUAUUAUUCUUUCUACUGUAAUCCACAACCUUGCUUCAUCUACUUGAUUGUCAUCUGUGUGCUGGGCAUUGCGGCCAUCAUAGUUUCCCAGUGGGACAUGUUUGCUACCCCUCAGUAUCGAGGAGUAAGAGCAGGAGUGUUUUUGGGCCUUGGCCUGAGUGGAAUCAUUCCUACCUUUCACUAUGUCAUCUCAGAGGGAUUCCUGAAGGCUGCCACCAUUGGGCAGAUUGGCUGGCUGAUGCUGAUGGCCAGCCUCUAUAUCACAGGCGCUGCCCUGUAUGCUGCCCGCAUCCCUGAACGCUUCUUUCCUGGCAAGUGUGAUAUCUGGUUUCACUCUCAUCAGCUGUUUCACAUCUUUGUGGUUGCUGGCGCUUUCGUUCACUUCCACGGUGUCUCAAACCUUCAGGAGUUCCGUUUCAUGAUCGGCGGAGGCUGCAGUGAAGAAGAUGCACUGUGACACCUUCCAGAAGCCAGGGACUGUGACCCUGAACCAAGGCCUGUGGUACCUGCAGGCCUCUCUUACUGGCCAUCGAUGCCAGUGCCAGAGGAGCCCCAAAACUUUGACAGCCUCAUGGGCUUUGUGAUGCCCCUGGGGCUCCACCUGGUACAUGGCUGAGAAGAGAAAAACAAAAAUAAAUCAUACCUCAAAGGAUGGAGUGCAUCAAUUUGGAGAAAAGGAGAAAUGGCCCAGACCUUGACUUAUACUUGGGAUCUAUCAGUUGAGGGCUCUGCAAGACCCUUGGCAAACUGGCUUCUGAUCCGUGUUCAUAUUUAUUUGUAGAAGAUGGGAAAACAGUUUAGCUGGUGGUUUGUUCUCCCUUUCUCUCUCCUUAAAUCAGUAAUACAAACAAAUUUAGGUGAACAUUUGUAUCCUAUUAAAGGGUGGGAAUGUGAUUUUAGAUGCUCUUUUGGGAGAACAAAGAAAUUAAUGUAAAUAAGAUUUCUAACUUACUGUUUAAAUAAGAAUUUCUAUAAAUGUUUAAAACAUAGGGGUAGGGGAGGGAAGGGAAUUUUUGUAUAGAAUGAAACAUGCAAGUACCACACACUGUUUCAAUUUUGCACAAGGUGACUGUAGGAGGUUCAGGUGAUGGCCCCAGAAUGUAUAAUGCCUUGGUACACCAAGGUGCCUUCUAAAGGCUGACAUACCUUGGACCCUGGGGGGCAGAAAGUACAGCCCUAACCCAGUGAUCACAUGACCACUCUCAUGUCUGAGAGCUUUUGAGAGUCCUGUGGUAGAGGGAAGCUGUAUGUGUUUUCUCAGUGGAAGCAGCACGUGAGGCUAACAGGAUGUGUUAGAUAAAGGCUCUAGUUAAGGUAUCAUUUGAGAGACUGACUGGUUGUGCUGAUAGUGACCCCUUCUAAAAAGUAGAGCCAUCUACUUGGGAAAAUCAGUUAUGUCAGCAAAGGGGUAGUGGAGACAGUAGGAGUAGCUCUGGAAAUGUCCUGAUCUGAUUACUUCCUGGCAUCCUAUUCAAUUUUGUGGUGAUUUUUAUCUGAUUGAAGGGAUGUGAGUUUUCCAUUUCCUUGCUAUAGAGCUCUGGAAUGCCCUAGAAAUUUCCUUCUGUUAAAGUCACUGCCCUAACUACCUUUCUUCCUCCUGGGAAUGUAAAUGGACCUUUCCCUGGCAUCACAGUUUCUGGCAUGGAGCCAGCUACAAAAGAGAUUCUGACUUGUCCAGGUGCCUCCUGAGCUCAUUUACAUAGGUUGGAGAAUGCUUCCUUUAGAUCAGGAAAGAUGAAUUUCACCUCUAGCAUCGCUUAGUAAGCCUAGUUUGUGAUACACAUAUCAGCUGUCCUUCGAACAAGAAGGCCAGUGGAACUCUUAUAAAAGCAAAGUCCAGUACCCACCAUGGGGUUUUCAGUAUUCUCUGAACCCCAGUUUUGGGGGAUAGCAUGAUGGGAAGUUUUAAAAGAAAGUUGUUUGUUACUGCCAGGGAAUCUGGUACAGUCCUUAAGCUGUAUCUUUAAAGAGCUGCCAGGAAUAGAAAAAUGAGUUUUCGUGCCCCAGAGGUACCCUCAGGGAGAGUGGUAGGGGAAGGUUCUGGUUCAUAGAACCCUGAGCUUGGCUCAUAGGCAAACCACCGAAAUAGCACUUGAGUCUUAGGUUACUUGCUAUCAUCCAAGACUCCAGGUGAUUGAGUUACACCCUGGGGAUUGUGGGCUUUAGAGGGAAACGUUGAGGCCCUGAGCACAGGGACUGGCACCAAAUAGGUGCUUGGGAAUAUGGGGAGGGCCUCCUUUUCAGUAAUGAGUUUCCUUGGUCAUUAUUCUCCUUUCUCUCCCCUUCCAAUCUCCAGCAAAAGGUGGGAACCAGGAAAAGGACUCCACUGGUAGAACUUGGAAGGAACUUGAGUGUUUUGGUUCUGAAUAAGGUAACUGCCCUGGGUGCUAGGGGACCCAGCAAAAGACUGAGUGGGUGACAAGACUGGUGCAGUGCCUGACAACGUAAAGAACAGUAUUACUCCCUUUGAGGGAACAGCCCAGCAGGUCAGUGGCCAUCGGGAAGAAAGCUCACUUAGUCUCAUGGAAGCAACAGCACAAAUCAGAAGCCAGACUUGCUCUUCGGUCAUGCACUUUGGGAUACAGGGUGUAAGAUGCAGCCCUGUAACAACACCAACAGAAGUAGCAGUUUCCGGGCCCAGUCACCCCACACCCCAAAGGAGGAGCUGAAUCUGGUUCAAUAUAGCACAAACUGUUAGGAAAAAUGAAAUUAACAUCAAUGAUGCGUAAUCCAGUAAAAAUCUCCCUCUUUAGGGUGUGUGUGCGCGCGUGUGUGGGUGUGUGCGCCCAUUUAUAUGUGUGUGUCUAUGUGCAACUCACUACCAGUAGCCUCACUGUGCACUUGGUCUUCACAGUGCUUGCUGAGAACUCUCACCAGGUUGGCGCCUGACUGCCUUACUCUCAGCAUCAGAGGCUUGCUUGCUCUGUGCAGAUUUUUAAUUUUCUUUGUUGGCCCUAGGCUGGUUAGGACCUCUACAGCUUCAUUCACCAUUAAAUAGUGGCCUUUUUCAGUAUUUUCCCCUUCCCCCUUUAUAAAUUGCUGAAGCCACAAAGCACAUUUUUGGGGAUCAUAGAAGGUUGGGGUUCCAGAGAGGCCUCUGUGUGAUGGUUCCAUUCAUCAUGGGAUUUCCCUUACUUGCUGUAUUCUCAACUUCUAAUAAAAAGAACCAAAUGGAAUAUGAA